AGUCAGAUAUUGGUCAGCGAGCCAUACUUUAUGUCUAAGUGAAGCUGGCAAGCAACACUAGUUUACUUUAACCAGACCGCCAGCUACUACUUCUCUCUCUCUUCUUCUGUUCACCAUUUCCUCACUUAUUUAUACUGCUCUCUGCUGCUCUCCAAAACCAUCUCAACUCACAAGUUUCUCCCAAUGGCUUUAAAAUCUUUUCUUCUACUGGCCACUAUUCUCCUAGUAACUACAAAGUUUGUCUAUGCAGAUGUUCCAGUAACAGGAACAUAUCCUCCCAAGGCUCCCUUGGCCCCAGUUCCUCCAGUCAAGCCACCAACUCCGGUUGUCAAGCCCCCAGUUCCAGUUCCUACCCCAGUAUACAAGCCACCAACUCCAGUUGUGAAGCCACCAACUCCGGUUGUCAAACCACCAACUCCAGUGAUCAAGCCCCCAGUUCCAGUUCCUACCCCAGUAUACAAGCCACCAGUACUAGUGCCUCCACCAGUAGUGAAACCACCAACUCCUGUGCCUCCUCCAGCCUACAAGCCACCAGUAUCAGUGCCUCCUCCAGUAGUGAAGCCACCUGCUCCAGUGCCUCCCCCAGCAUACAAACCACCAGUAUCAGUGCCUCCUCCUGUAGUGACACCACCGGCUCCAGUAAAGGUGCCUCCUCCAGCAUACAAGCCCCCAGUUACAGUGCCUCCACCAGCAUACAAGCCCCCUGUCCAGCCAUCACCACCAAUGCCUCCUGUUAAGUCCUUGAAAGAUUGCACCCCACUGUGUGACACUAGGUGCUCAUUACAUUCAAGGCCAAAUAUUUGCAAAAGAGCAUGCAUGACAUGCUGCGGCAGAUGCAAAUGUGUUCCCCCAGGCACGUACGGCAACAGGGGAAAAUGUGGCAAGUGCUAUGCUGAUAUGAGAACCCGUGGCAACAAAUACAAGUGUCCUUGAGAAUGAAUGAGACAGUGUUCGGUUGCCUGUAGUAAAAGAAAUGGUUUAUCACCACUUUCGAUGAGUACUUUCUACUAGUUGCCAGCAAGUGUCAAACAAUCUAAUAGCAUAUGAAUAAAGAGUAAAUCGAUUUGUAAUGCGUGUCUAGUUAGUUUUCCUAUGCAUUAUUACAUAUUUAAUAUGUACAACUUUUUACUAAUUAGUAGUCAAUAUAUGGAUUUGUUUCUUAAAAUAAAAUUUCAUUUUUGAUUGAGCAGCUCA
Molecule: messenger RNA, 1194 nt
Organism: Humulus lupulus (European hop)
Lineage: Eukaryota; Viridiplantae; Streptophyta; Magnoliopsida; Rosales; Cannabaceae
Product: repetitive proline-rich cell wall protein 2
Exons: 3
Coding region: 184-933 (249 amino acids)
Source: RefSeq, a predicted model, not a curated record